AUGGCUGAAUCACUAAGUGAAGUUUCUGGCAGUGUGGAAGUUCUGGAGACCAGUGAUGAGGGAAAAAAGAAAUCCAAAUUUAAAGCCUUCAAGAGCUUCUUUGGCAAGAAGAAGAAGAAAGAGUCCAAAGGUGCCCGGGGAGGGAGAUGGCUCAAACAAAGCUUGUCCAGCAGCAGUAUUGACAUCUUUUCUCUGAAGUCAGUUCAAGAAGGUCAACAAACCAAGCCAGGGGCCAAGAACAGAAUGGGGACCAGAGCCCUGUCUCAUGACAGCAUCUUUGUGUUGGAGCCUGACCCUGAAAGAUCAGAAAGGAAGCUAUACCCCUCUCCAGAGAUCCCAAGAGGCAGACCUUUGCAGAGAUCUCAUGUUUUUAUUACUCUGCCUAGAGCUGAGAUUGGUAGCAUGCAUGAAGCUGUGUUUGGAACUGUGCCAAGAGGUACAGACAGAAGUGAAUUCUGUGUUGCAGGCUCCAAGACCACUGAGAUCCCACUACUGCGUCCAUGCCAACGCAGCAUCAGCUCACAUCUCAUUCGAUCUGACACCAUCUUUAAGGAUCUUGAAGAAAUGUCUGUUGAUUAUGAGCCACUUAAGAAGAGUUCAUCAUACAAUAUCUUGACAUGGGAGAAGAGUGCCUUUGAGCCCUCGUCUGGACUGGUUCGCUCACAGUCCUUGAUCACGUUUGCCAUGCCCUCCUUGUCCAGCAGCACCCGAUUGCCUGUUGGCUUCAACACCCCAGCCACCACCCAGAGCUGUUUGGAUUCCUCAGCUGCUCGACACAAGAUGGGUUUAAAUCCCCGGAAACAAAAGAGCAUCCAGGUGACUGAGAAACCAAAACAGGAGGAGCCAAGCCUCCCAGUGGCUUCUGAAGAAGAGAAAAGCACAACCAAACCGAAAGAAGCUGACCAAAAGAAGCCGAAAAAAGACAGCGCAGGUGCCUCAAGCCAGGAACAGAGCAACAAGACUGAGAUCACUAAACAGAAGACAAUGGAUCAGGCUACAAACACAGCUGCUACUGAGAGUCAGAGUUACCCAUUUCCAGCAGCAUACAUGAAACGCCGUGAAAAGAAAAGCUCAAGUACUUCAGGAACGAGCGAGUGUGGAUACAAAGAAAGAAGCUUUAAACAAUUCACUGGAGUGCUUGGCCUAAGUGAUGGAGCUGGGUCCCCACCUGAUGAUAACAAAGCCAGGGACUGCCAUUUCUGGCAACUGUCCUUGGAGAAGCAAGUCAUGGAGCAGCCCACACCACCGCAGACAGAAAGCACUACUCAGGAGCUGCCGCCAGGUAAAGAUGACCCAGGAAGGGGAAUUGCCGAGGCAGAUUCUGAAACCAGAAAAGCGUUAGCAUCACAACUCAAGCCUGAAGACAUGGAAGAGCCCGUGGUGGGUGGUCUGUCACCAUCCCAUGAAGAUGGGACUUCUGGAGCCAAGAAGCCAGAAGCCAGGGCUGCUCUAUCACAUGUGGCAGGAAGGCUAUUUACACCCCAAGAUACUCUCUUGGUGGCAGUGGAUGAUCAGAUGUUUAUGGAGCCUUCUCAGAGCCAGCCAGGAAGGGAAGCUUCUGGCUUUGAUGUGAGAAGUGUCCAAUAUAAAAUGAAGUCCACUCAAGAGACCCUCAAAGAAAAGCCUCCCAGAAGUGUUCUGCAGGCCUUAACAGCGAGGAUCUCCAGGAGCGUGAGUGCCUUGGUAGAGGGAGCCCUUUGUGCCAGGAAACCACCUCCCAGAAGCCUUUCAUGGUCCUUCGGGAAGUCAAAAGCUACAGUCAUCAUCUCAGAUCCCAAGAGCACUUCAGAGGAGGACAGUGAUUCUGAGCAACAGCUGGCUCCUGGACAUUCUUCCCAGUCCCUGAGCAAGUCCAAAGAUGGCCAAGAAGUCUUCACAAAAUCGGGUUCCCUGGGACAGAUGAGUGGUUCCAAUGAGCCGCUGACUCCCACAUGUGCUUCCUGGGCUGUGGGGGAGCCUGAAGACCAAGUCUCCAUGGGAUCAAAUAGUUAUGUGGAGAAGUACAACAGUGCCAAUAACACCAAGGAAGAGGUGUCUCCUGGACCCCCUGUCCAGGUCAUGGGACCCCCUAACCAGGCCGUGGGAUCCUCUGCCCAGGCUGUGGCAAAUCCUAAAUACCCCAGAGAAAUCUCCCUGGUUUCAAAGACCAUACCUGAAGUACAGGGUGCUUCUGUGUGGCAGGUGCCUCCCAGGGACACUUUCCAGUCCUGGGUGAGCCCUAAAUUCGAGCAAUCUGCCUCCACAGGCCCAGAGAGCGUGGCCAUGGAGUGGGGCAUUUCCAUGGAGCCACUGCCUCCCAGAGUGUCUUCUAAGCGCCUGAUGAGGCCAAAAGUUGAGCCACCAGUCUCCUUGGAUCCAGGAGAGAUGACAUUUAAAAGGAUGACUUCUGCGGGGGUGCUGCCUCCGAGACAUCCUUCUCAGCCUUCAGUGAAACCAGCAGCUCAGCAAGAAAGCUCUGCAUGUCGAGAGAGCCCCGAUGUUGAGAAGACCACACCUGCGCACUUGCUAACUUUCCCAUGUCCUCCCCAGGCCACGGUGAGGCCAUCAGUUGAGUACCAAGACUCCAUGGGUGCAGAAAGCACUGUGGUUGAGAAGAGCAUUUCUACGAAGCCACUGCUUCCCAAGCCUCUUUCUCAGCCCCCGAUGAGAGCUCUGGACCAGCAACAAGUCUCUGUGACUUAUUCUGAAGCUGAACAGAGUGUAUUUGCAGGUUUGGAGGGUUCUGUUGCUCAGAAGAUCAUUCUGGUGGAGAAAUUGCUCCCCAAAUAUUCCCCCCAGCCCUUGACAAAGCCUCGAGCCCAGAAAACCUUGGAGAACAUUACUGUUGAGGAGGGCAGCUUUGUGGAGGUGCCGCCUCUCCAGCUCUUGGUGAAGUCUAAAUUCCAGCCACGGGGCAUUCCGCUGGAGUCCAUGAGUGCUCCCACAGAAUGGAGCGGUCUGGGGGUGCCUGUGCCUCCCAGACCCACCAUCCAGCAGUCCUGGGAGAUCCCCAUGUUUGAGGAACCAGCCUCUGAAGGUCCAGAGAGUGCUGCCAUUGAGUGGGGCAUUAUCAUCAAGCCGCUGCCUCCCGGAGGGACUUCUCAGGCCCCGAUGAGAGCAGGAGUCAAACAAGCAAUCACUGAAGGUCCAGAGAGUGUCAACACUGAAGGGGAUGCAUCUACCGAGCUGCUGCCUGACAAACAUCCCUACUCCAUCGUGAGACAGAAAGUCCAGCAAAUAUCAUUGAGUUUUGAGAGUGCUGCUGCCAAAGUGGGCAUUUCUGGAAGGCCACUGCCUCCCAUAUAUCCCAGCCGAGUGCUUAAAAAGUCUAAAGUUCUGGAGAUGUCCUUACGUCUAGAGAGCAUGGCUGAUAAAGAAGUCAUACCUAAGAAAUCGGUGAUUGUCAAGCGUCCUUCUCAGUCAUUCGUGAAGUAUAUGGCACAGCAUGUCUUUUCAGAGAGGCCUGCUACAGAGGAGGGAGCUUGCAUGGAUCCUUCAUCUUCAAAUCCACCUUCCAAAUCAUUGAAGCCUAAAGUGGAGCAGCAAGUUUCCUCAGGCUGGGAGAGUAUAGAUGUUGAGGGAGCCAUUUCUUUGAAGGAAGUGCCCAUGAAAAGCCUUUUGCCAAGCUCAGGGAAACCCAAAGACCUGCAAGAAGUCCUCUCCCAUUCAGAGAGUGCCCCUGCGAAGCUGAGCAGUUUGAAAGAGCAGCUCCCUCCCAGACAUCUUGCCCACACACUGGGGAAGCCUGAGUACCAGCAAGAAACCUCCUCAGCUUCUGAGAGCUCUCCUGAAGAAUGGAAGAGUUCUGAAGAGUGGCUGCCUGGCAAACACCCCAGCCAAGUCAAAGAUGGAGCUGAGUUUCAACCACUGAUGCUGUCAAAAGGCCCAGUGAGUGCACCUGUGAAGCAGAGCGAUUCUGAGCAGCACCUGCCUCCCAAACAAAUUUUUCAGGCUCCUGCAGACCCUGAACACCAGCAACAGGUUUAUCCAAGUCCCGUGAGUGCUGCCGCUGAGGAAACCACUUUGGAGAGUGAUUCUAGCUGCUGGUCUCUACCCAGAGACCUGGCUUCUCCAAACCAAAUCAAGAAACCCAGCCAAAGCUCUGAAGACCUCACUAAGAAUGUCACAACUGCCCCUACCAAGCCCAUGCUGGCCGCUGCUCCUGCCUUGCAGUCGCCCACUUCUGGAAGCAGUUCCUCUCAGGAGGAAGUUCCUGAGAGCGAUGAUCAAAAUAACAGCCGUUCAGAUUCAUCCAACAGCGGGGCUGAUGUUGAAAAGCUUUUUGGAGUCCGACUGAGAAGAACCUCUUCCUCACAGAAGUAUAAGGGUGGGAAACAAGGUUUUACCAAGCUUUCUUCACCCUCCUUGGGCUCAAUUUCAUCCUCUGUAGGUACACCCCAGCCAAUCAGAAGGGCUUCCAAGGGGACCCUGGGCACCAGGCAAAACCUCACCACAGUAUAUGACUUGGCAGAGAAGCAACAGAGGAGGCCCAAAUCUGAAAGCAUGGCCAAGAAGCAACCUGCUUACAGGAUCCCAGGGAAAGCUCCUGGUCGACGGUCAGAGUAUGCCACCUCAGAGCCAGCUUGGAUAACCACGAUAAAGCAGGAGCAGGGGAGCUUCCAGGCCAACAUUCCUCCCAAAGAGCCAAGACUCAAGAGUAGAGCUGCAGCCAAGGCUGAGAAGAAAGAACCCAGACAUGGAGGAACUGGCCUUGUAAGUGAAAGCCAACCAAGAAUGGUUCUCACUUCUGAUGUCAAGAGACAAGAGAAGGUGGCACCAACAAAACCUCCGAAGUCUACCAAAACAGUUGGAUUUGAAGAUGAGAAGAUACUUCAAGUACCUUUGAUGGAAAAAGAAACCAGGUCUGCUACACUUCCAGCCAUGCUACCACAGCCAGUUGAACCAGCUGAGCCGGUUUGGUUCUCCCUGGCCAAGAAGAAAGCUGAGGCGUGGAGCCAUAUAGCAGAAACAAUGCAAUAA
This is a messenger RNA of Dama dama (fallow deer), 4959 nucleotides long. Its product is annotated as KIAA1210 ortholog. The record is from RefSeq and is a predicted model, not a curated record. Lineage: Eukaryota; Metazoa; Chordata; Mammalia; Artiodactyla; Cervidae. The transcript has 12 exons. Bases 1 to 4959 code for a protein of 1652 amino acids.